Messenger RNA from Aureobasidium melanogenum CBS 110374, 1197 nucleotides. RefSeq names its product putative GPI anchored protein. Gene Ontology annotation, cellular component: cytoplasm. The transcript has 2 exons. NCBI's taxonomy places the organism in Eukaryota, Fungi, Ascomycota, Dothideomycetes, Dothideales, Saccotheciaceae. Bases 1 to 1197 code for a protein of 398 amino acids. Gene Ontology annotation, molecular function: phosphatase activity. The record is from RefSeq and is a predicted model, not a curated record.
AUGAAGAGCAAACUCCUCAAGCCUCUUGUCAACAAGGGUAUCAGAGGUGCGAGAAAGAUCAAGGAUGCUCCUGUGAGCAGCUCGGGCAGUAGUACCACGGCUUUGGGAAGUGUUACCAUGCCUGCGACGUUCUCUGAACCUACGGCUUCCACGGCGAUGCCCACAGCUUCGGUGCCUACUGUUAACCAGGGCACUGAGUAUAUCAACUACACCAAUAUGGCUGGAUUUUUCCUGCAGGAUCUUGCUAGUACUGUGCCUAGCACUUUCGACUAUACGGCAACAAACUUCGGUCUCAUUAACCAGACCUACUCCACCGACACUGGCUACAACGCAGGACAAACCCAAUGGCAACGCUUCAACAACUACCUCUUCUACCUAAACAGUCAAUCUCCCGCUAACAUCGCUUACAAAUUGCUGUUUAUCGGUCGUCAUGGAGAAGGCUACCACAACGCAGCACAAACAUACUACGGCACUCCCGCUUGGAACUGCUACUGGAGCCAACAAACCGGCAAUGCGACCAACAGCUGGGAAGAUGCUGACCUCACUCCUAACGGCAUCGCUCAAGCCCUGAAAGCCAAUACUUUCUGGAGCCACGAGAUGUCUGCGCAGAAAAUCACUCCUCCGCAGGUGUUUUACGUAUCUCCCUUGACGCGUUGCUUGAAAACUGCAAACUACACUUUUGCAGGCUUAGGACUGCCAAACUUUGUGCCUACAAUCAAGGAAUUGGUUAGAGAGGGGAUAAGCACACAUACCUGCGAUCACCGCAGCAACAAAACCUACAUCCACAAUCUGUUUCCUAGUUGGAACAUCGAGCCUACCUUUACAGAAACCGAUGAAUUGUGGAAUGGCAUCACGGAAGAAUCUUCCUCGGCCCAAGACUAUCGCUCCAAGAUCGCUCUCGACGAAAUCUUUACUUCCUCCCCCGAGGCCUCGAUCAUCUCCAUCACAACACACAGCGGUGAGGCUAGUUCAUUGCUCAGAGUACUGGGCCACAGAUCCUUCUCGUUGGUUACCGGUGCCGUGAUUCCGGUCUUCGUCAAGGCGGAGACGAUGAGCAUUGCAAAGAAUGCGACGAUGACGACGGUGCCUUGGGAUGCGGCUGCUUGGUGUACUAAUGGGCCCCCAGUUACGAGUAAUGCUGCUUGUGUGUGCAGUAAUGGGAUGCUUCCUGUUGCUACUACUGCUUCUGGUGUUUGA